Messenger RNA from Leishmania mexicana MHOM/GT/2001/U1103, 606 nucleotides. RefSeq lists its product as uncharacterized. NCBI's taxonomy places the organism in Eukaryota, Euglenozoa, Kinetoplastea, Trypanosomatida, Trypanosomatidae. The record is from RefSeq and is a predicted model, not a curated record. Bases 1 to 606 code for a protein of 201 amino acids. The transcript has a single exon.
AUGGCUGGUGGCAAGUCGUCGAAGCGCGUGAAGCUGCGCACAAAGAUCGCGCGGAAGCAGCAGGCUCAACACGCGGCUGGCGAACAUGCGCCCUUGUCGAGUGGCCUCUCAUCCUCUCCGCCGCCGGUCGGUGGCGCGGGCGAGGCGAAGUCAGCCCUGCCAACGGAGGUGGAUCGUCAAGCGGCGCUGCACAUCCGCGACGCUCUGCGGCAGCGCCAGGGUCGCACCGGACGUGCACCAGCUAUGAAGGUGAAGGAAGCCAGAGGUGUUCGCGCCACCGCUGCCGCCGGUGGCGCGAAGCGCAAGCUGGCCAUGAACGCGAAGAAGGACAAGCCUUCAUCGCAGCGCACCGCGGCGCUGCGGCGGGCGACGGUGCUGGAGCGGCGCCGACUCAUGCUACCGCGGAUGUCCGCCGCGGAGGCGCGGAUGGCGGUGGCGCAGGAGGAGCUGCAGCUGUUUGAUGCGGUGCAGAUGGUGCCGGCGUACGCUGAAGACCCCUUCGCUGCGGUCAUGCAGCACCUGUCCGCCACGAUGGAUGUACUGCAGCCACAGACGCCAGACGUCGGCAUCGCAGAGCGCGCUGUUGGCGCGGGACGCCGGCACUGA